Molecule: messenger RNA, 1125 nt
Organism: Schizophyllum commune H4-8
Lineage: Eukaryota; Fungi; Basidiomycota; Agaricomycetes; Agaricales; Schizophyllaceae
Product: ras-domain-containing protein
Exons: 7
Coding region: 127-765 (212 amino acids)
Biological process (GO): signal transduction
Cellular component (GO): plasma membrane
Molecular function (GO): GTPase activity; GTP binding; GDP binding
Source: RefSeq, a predicted model, not a curated record
GUUUGGUCGUGUUUAUAUCGCAUAGGGGGGUUUCCUGAUGCUGGCUGAACGUGCUUCCGCCUGCUUUCACUCCCCUCGCCCGUCCGCACUUGACGGCCUUUCCUCUUCCCUUCUUGCUUUUCAACGAUGGCGUCCAGGGCUCAGUUUCUCCGGGAGUACAAGCUGGUCGUAGUCGGCGGUGGUGGCGUCGGCAAAUCCGCGCUGACAAUCCAGUUCAUCCAAAGCCACUUCGUCGACGAGUACGACCCGACGAUCGAAGAUUCGUAUCGCAAGCAAUGCGUGAUCGACGAGGAGGUUGCGCUGCUCGACGUGCUCGAUACCGCAGGGCAGGAGGAGUACGGGGCCAUGCGGGAGCAGUACAUGCGCACGGGCGAGGGCUUCCUGCUCGUCUACUCCAUCACGUCCCGGAGCUCCUUCGAGGAAAUCAGCACGUUCCACCAGCAGAUCCUCCGCGUGAAGGACCAGGAUUGGUUCCCCAUCGUCGUCGUUGCGAACAAGUGCGACUUGGAGUAUGAGCGCCAGGUCGGCAUGAACGAGGGCCGCGAUCUCGCGAAGCACUUUGGCUGCGUCUUCAUCGAGACAUCGGCCAAGCAGCGCAUAAACGUCGACCAGGCCUUCACCAGCCUCGUCCGCGAAAUUCGCAAAUACAACAAGCAAGAACAGGGUAAAAACAUGCCGUCUGGCGGCGGUGGCGGCGCACCCGCGACGUUCGGCAGCCCCGACGAGGCAUCCGGCGGCUGCUGUGGUGGCUGCGUAGUAUUGUAAUCCUUCUCCCUGGGUUUUUCUUGUCCUUCGCCCUUGCCCUUCAUACCUGCGCGGCCGGUCACUACCCCGUCCUUACCUGACCUACCUACCUACCUGCCUCGCUCGACGUUACCCGUACCACUACGUGCGUCGCAUGGUCUUCCAUCUCAUUCACCUGGCAUUCCACUCGACUCGCAUGGUAUUACCCGGGGCAGGCGCGGCAUCAUGGUUACCCCUGCGUCUUCGCCCUUACUCGCGCUCUUCAUGCCAUCUCCCUCAUGCUCGUAUCUUGGAUAUACGUGUCCGCUCGUUUACCUUAGUUUUCUUUCUUCCUCGUUGUAUAUUCUGAGUACCAUAGAAUCAAUCGGAACUUGCGGAUUC